AUGCCUUCACCAACCCCAACAACUUCGGACGACAGUGUUCCGCCAACAAACACUUCUUCUGAGAAUGCUAGCCUCACUAAUGCCACUGCCACUAAUGCCACUGCCACUAAUGCCACUGCCACUGACGCCAAGAGCAAAGACAGCGACACAAAUGCUAGCGCCGCAAAUAGCCAUGCCACACCAGUGCCGGACGGCAUUGCUCCGGUAGCCGCCGAUUCAGCUGCAGCCGCCGAAGCCGAACGUGCUCAUUAUGAACAACUCAAGAAAUCACUUCGACAAUCUCUUACCAUGAAAAAACAAUUACAAGAUGAUUUGGAUCGAUUACAACAACAAAUUUAUGAUUCAGAGACACUCUACUUAAAUAAUUCAACUUCUAACACUUCAACCAAUGGUAUAAGUCAUAAUUAUUACGGUAACAUUGUUAAAGGUUUCGAACACUUUACAAAAUCGCAUGGCCAUGGCCAUCAUGGUAGUAAUGCUAAUGGUAAUAAUGCCAACGGUGUUGAUCUUGCAUUUAAUGAUAACGAUAGAAUAUUCUCUCUAAGUAGUGCCUCUUAUGUAAAGCAAUUGGAAAAUAAUAAAUAG
Molecule: messenger RNA, 585 nt
Organism: Henningerozyma blattae CBS 6284
Lineage: Eukaryota; Fungi; Ascomycota; Saccharomycetes; Saccharomycetales; Saccharomycetaceae
Gene: EAF6
Product: Eaf6p
Exons: 1
Coding region: 1-585 (194 amino acids)
Cellular component (GO): NuA4 histone acetyltransferase complex
Source: RefSeq, a predicted model, not a curated record